UCUUCUUUUUGAAUUUCUGAAAUCAUGGAAUUUCCUUUAUAUAUUAGCUUUUUAUUUCUGAUUUUCUUGGGAUUUUUCUGUUCAUCUAAAGCUUAUACAUUCUAUGCUGGUGGCAAAAGUGGUUGGAUUUUAAAGCCUUCUGAAUCAUACAACCAUUGGGCUGAACGAAAUCGCUUUCAAGUCAAUGACACUAUUGUUUUCAAGUACAAGAAAGGCCAUAAUUCAGUUCUUAUAGUUCACAAAGAUGAUUACAUCAAAUGCAAAAAGGACAAGCCAAUUCAUGCUUUAAAAAAUAGCCAUUCCAAAUUCAAGUUUCCAAAAUCAGGUCCAUUUUAUUUCAUAAGUGGACAUGCUGACAAUUGCAAAAAUGGCCAGAAACUAAUUGUUGUUGUGUUAUCUCCCAAUCACAAUAAGACAUCUGUCGAAACGCCGCCGCCAUCACCAGCACCAGCACCUACAAAAUCAGCUGCAGCUAGUAUUGGUUCAAGUGGUUUGGUUUGGUUCUUUAGUUUGAUAAUUGCAGCAAUUUUUAGUAGCUUGGUUUAAUUGUUUAACUAGUUUAGUUUAUUUUUAU
Nicotiana attenuata is the source of this 574-nucleotide messenger RNA. RefSeq names its product early nodulin-like protein 1. Lineage: Eukaryota; Viridiplantae; Streptophyta; Magnoliopsida; Solanales; Solanaceae. The transcript is spliced from 2 exons. Gene Ontology annotation, molecular function: electron transfer activity. The record is from RefSeq and is a predicted model, not a curated record. Bases 25 to 546 code for a protein of 173 amino acids. Gene Ontology annotation, cellular component: plasma membrane.